Messenger RNA from Anguilla rostrata (American eel), 6783 nucleotides. RefSeq names its product glutamate receptor ionotropic, kainate 4-like. Gene Ontology annotation, molecular function: transmitter-gated monoatomic ion channel activity involved in regulation of postsynaptic membrane potential; kainate selective glutamate receptor activity. The transcript is spliced from 21 exons. The record is from RefSeq and is a predicted model, not a curated record. The coding region runs from base 1005 to 3902 and encodes 965 amino acids. Gene Ontology annotation, biological process: monoatomic ion transport; modulation of chemical synaptic transmission; synaptic transmission, glutamatergic. NCBI's taxonomy places the organism in Eukaryota, Metazoa, Chordata, Actinopteri, Anguilliformes, Anguillidae. Gene Ontology annotation, cellular component: plasma membrane; kainate selective glutamate receptor complex; presynaptic membrane.
CGGAUCUUGACGCUGUUCGACGGUUAUACCACGGCGCGGAGCUUUCACGGUACAAAAGUGAAUGACUUCAGCAGUGCCUGACCAACUGCAUUUCGCACAUUCAGUUUUCUCUCCCUCUCGAUAUUUUUGAUCUACUAUCUGUGCCGUUUUUUACAUUCAAAGUGAUUUGAAUGCUAUCAGUGCACCAGGCAGAUCCAGUUCAGUAAAGCAGGGACAAUUGUAAGCUACCUAUGUAUAAAUUCAUUUGCUCCGCGUUCUUUCUCUGUUGCUGCGCUAAGCAUUUUCAACUACAUCAAGAAGGGUGAGUGAAAACGGAGCCUUUUCAAGGGAACACUACGUCUACAUUCGUUCAAUUCUACAUUAUUUUCACGAGGAAAAAAGAGAAUGGAAAAGGCUUCUGUCUGUACGCGGUCCGGCUGCAUACCAGACCUCUGCACUCCCCAAUGGAUUUAAGAAAAUUAUUAUUUGUUCAUCACCUCUGACAGUUUGGAUGCGGAGUGUGCGUUUGCUGUUUUACGGUAUAAAGUAGUCAAAUAAAAAACAUUGGGCUUCUUUGCAAAAUAAUCGCGCAUUGUAUUGCUAGCAACAUUCGGCUACUGCGUUUUUUUCUUCCAAUGCGUACUUAAAAAGCCGAGAAACAGGACAAAGCAGCGGACUGAAUAUCUUUUUUUCUAUCUGCAUGUAGUUUAUUUCCUGCGGUACUUAAAAAACUCCGAAAAUAUAUAGCUAACAAAUAGGCUGCACGUAAACAUCUACAGCCCAGCGGAAGCACGGAACCAAAGCGGGAAACGCAAGCUCAUGUGGAAAAAACAGGCAACCUGCACCGAGGCCCAGCCCACAAAUCGGAGGCGGGCCCUGUGAUGCUGCGUGGAAACUCAUUGACCACUCUCCUAGACUGACGGCUUCCUGAGUCCCACCAUGGAUUAGAGACCUGAGCUUCUGGAGGUCAAAGGUGGCUGUGACAGGGGGACCCCCAGGGCAGGACCCAUGAGGAGUCAUAGAAGAUGCUCGCAGCCUGGGCGCCUCUGCUCCUCUUAGCCAUGUGUGUGAGAGGAACCUCCAGCAGCCCACUUUCCCUGAGAAUCGCUGCCAUUUUGGAUGACCCCAUGGAGUGCAGCCGGGGGGAGCGUCUGGCCAUCACAUUGGCCAAAGAGGGCAUCAACCGGGCCAGCAACCGUUCCACUACGGGCAAGCUGGAGGUGGACAUCUUUGAGCUACUGAGGGACAGCGAGUAUGAGACAGGCGAAACCAUGUGCCAGAUUGUAUCCAAGGGAGUGGUAGCAGUCUUGGGCCCGUCCUUCAGCCCGGCCUCCAACUCCAUCAUCAGUAACAUCUGUGGUGAGAAAGAGGUGCCCUACGUGAAGGUGGCCCCGGAGGACAUCCUGAAAGCGCAGUUCCCGCGCUUCACCACGCUCGACCUGCGCCCCACCAACACGGACGUCAGCCUGGCCGUGGCGGGACUCCUCACCUUCUUCAACAGCUCCUCCGCCUGCCUCGUCUGUGCCUCGGCUGACUGCCUGAUGAACCUGGAGCGAUUGCUCCGUCAGUUCCUCAUCUCCAAGGAAACGCUGUCGGUGCGUAUGCUGGACGACAGCCAGGACCCAACGCCGAUCCUCAAGGAGAUUCGCGAUGACAAGACCGCCACCAUCAUUGUGGAUGCCAACAUCACCAUGUCCCACAUCAUGCUGGAGAGGGCCUCGGAGCUGGGGAUGCUCUCCGUCUACUACACUUACAUAUUCACGACUCUGGAGUUUUCUAUGCUGCAGUUGGACAACAUGGCUGACCAGCGGGUCAACAUUGUGGGCUUCUCUGUGUUCAACCACAGCCACCCCUUCUUCCAGGACUUCCUCCUCAGCCUUAACCGCUCUUGGCAGGAGAACUGCGACCAUGCCCCCUUCGCUGGGCCACCGCUGUCCUCGGCGCUGAUGUACGAUGCAGUACACACAGUGGUGGCGGCCGUCCAGCAGCUCAACCGCAGCCAGAACGUCGGUGCAACACAGCUCUCCUGCAAGUCCUCCAAAAUCUGGGAGCACGGCACCAGCCUGAUGAACUACCUGAGGAUGGUAGAAUUGGAUGGUCUAACCGGGCACAUCGAAUUCAACAGCAAAGGCCAGCGCUCCAACUACGUCCUGAGGAUCAUGCGGCACAGCAGAGAAGGGCUAAGGCAGAUUGGCCAGUGGCAUUCCGAACAUGGACUGUACAUGGAGAAGAAGCUGCAUUCUCUCAACGUGACGGACACUCUCUUCAAUGCCACCCUCACCAUCACCACCAUCCUUGAGAACCCUUACGUGAUGCUGCGGUCGAACCACCAGGAGCUGGAGGGGAACGAGCGCUACGAGGGCUUCUGCGUGGACAUGCUGCGAGAGCUGGCCGACAUCCUCAAGUUCAACUACCACAUCCAGCUGGUGGGCGACGGCCUGUACGGCGUGCCGGGGGCCAACGGCACAUGGACCGGCAUGGUGGGAGAGCUCAUCUCCCGGAAAGCCGACCUGGCCGUGGCUGGACUGACCAUCACUGCAGAGAGGGAGAAGGUCAUCGAUUUCUCCAAGCCCUUCAUGAGCCUGGGCAUCAGCAUCCUGUACAGAGUUCACCUGGCCCGCAGACCUGGGUACUUCUCCUUUCUGGACCCCUUCUCUCCUGGAGUCUGGCUCUUUAUGCUGCUAGCCUACCUGGCAGUCAGCUGUGUUCUCUUCCUGGUGGCCAGGCUGACGCCCUAUGAGUGGUACAAUCCCCACCCUUGUCUGAAGGGGCGCUGUAACCUGGUCAUCAACCAGUACUCUCUGGGGAACAGUUUCUGGUUCCCUGUGGGGGGGUUCAUGCAGCAGGGCUCCGCCAUUGCCCCCCGCGCCCUGUCCACACGCUGCAUCAGCGGGGUCUGGUGGGCCUUCACCCUCAUCAUCAUCUCCUCCUACACGGCCAACCUGGCAGCCUUCCUGACGGUGCAGAGGAUGGAGGUGCCCAUCGAGUCCGUGGACGACCUGGCCGACCAGACAGCCAUCGAGUACGGCACCAUGCACGGGGGCUCCACCAUGACCUUCUUCCAGAACUCGCGGUACCAGACGUACCAGCGCAUGUGGAACUUCAUGCACUCCAAGCAGCCCAGCGUGUUUGUGAAGAGCACGGAGGAGGGCAUCGCCCGCGUGCUCAACUCCAACUACGCCUACCUGCUGGAGAGCACCAUGAACGAGUACUACCGCCAGCGCAACUGCAACCUCACCCAGAUCGGCGGCCUGCUGGACACCAAGGGCUACGGCAUCGGCAUGCCGCUGGGGUCGGUUUACCGGGACGAAUUUGACCUGGCCAUCCUCAAACUUCAGGAAGAAAACCGCUUGGAAAUCCUGAAGAGGAAGUGGUGGGAGGGGGGCAAAUGCCCAAAAGAGGAGGACCACCGAGCCAAAGGUCUGGGGAUGGAGAACAUUGGCGGGAUCUUUGUGGUUCUGGUGUGCGGCCUGCUGGUGGCCAUCUUCAUGGCGGUGCUGGAGUUCGCCUGGAUGCUGCGGCAGACGCCUGGGACAGAGCAGUCAGUCUGUGAGGAGAUGCUGCAGGAGCUGCGCGGGAUCAUGCUGUGCCGGGACAGCCUGCAGCUGCGGCGCAGGAGAGGGGUGGGGCUCCUGCGGGCGCGGCCCCUGCUGCUGGAGGACCGGCGAGCCCGGGCGGCGGCCGCCGGCCUCAGCAACGGCAUGGUGUGCGGGGCCUCGCCCGUCCCCGAGCCCCUGUCCCACAGACUGGCCCAGGAGGCGGCCCUGGUGGCCCGGGGCUGCACCCACAUCCGCAUCUGCCCCGAGUGCCGCCGCUUCCAGGGGCUACGGGCGCGGCCGGCGGGGGCCGGCGGCGCCUCCCCCGUCCACAGCGAGGGCAGCAUAGAGUGGGAGAAGGCCACCAACAGCAGCGAACCCGAAUAACCCCCAGCCCCACCCCACCCCUCCUACCUGCCCAUCGGACGUUUCCUCUUGGGGUGAGGUGAGGUUCAGACAUACCCGCAAGGGCCGCUUCGGGCCCCUGGAGACUCGGCAGUGACUCCGUGGUGUCUGGGACUCUUUUGGGUGCAGGGGUUUAGGUGUGGACACACUGCCUGCUGGUGAGAGGGGAAUCUCAGCUGACUGAGGCAGCCCCUCUCCCCCCUCCUCCUGGAGCUCUACACUAGGCUCACUCUGGGGACUGGACUGCACAGGUGCAGCGAACUAUGCAGAAAUCUUAUUGCUUUGUCGAUAUUCCUUUUAUAAAUUAUUUUUUAUCAUGUUUUGUUGUUAUUGUCACUUACUGUUGUGGUUAUAAGAAUCGAUAUCAUAAACUAAUUUCUUUUUAAAAGAAGUGCACUAGGAGAUACUUUCCCUUGGAGAAUUUCUGACAGUAAACAGAAGGGGAAAUUAUGUGCAUCUCAAAUCAAUCCUUCAGUGGAACACAUUUUAAAAGGUGCCAAGAUAAACUGUGCCAACCGACAGUGAACAGAACAUUAAAAACAUGCACAAAAAAAAUGUCCCCCUUUGUUUAAUUAAGGUUUUCUUUUUUGGAAAAGGUCUUAACACUUUAUCUGAAAGACAGCACUAUUCCAUGUCAGAAGUCACAGGGGUAGAAAAAGAACUUUAAUGGUUCUCUUGUUGUCCAGCAACACAGAGCUCUUCUCCCAUUAGGAGCUGUCCCACCUGAAGUUGCAGCCUCUGUAUCAGUGUUCUGCACAGCACAAAUUCAAUCUGAUCGCAACUUGCAAUUCCUCACUUCCUGGAUACCAUCUACAAUACACUGAUAGAUGUAGGAACUGUUUGGUUUGGUUUUGUUUCUUUUGAAAUGAUUUGCAUUGUUAUAUCACAGAUUCUCAAUAGUAACCAGAUGGUGACCUCCUGCAUAUCCUUACAUCCUCUGUACUUCCUCACUCUUGGAGGUUCCAGCACAGAUUUUAUAUAGAUCAGAUAUUUAGUAUUCCUACCUAAUAACGGUAUGCCUCCCUACCACUGAAGCCAAAACAUUUUCAUUUGACACAGCCUUUGAAUACUCGUGGAGAGGCACAACCAAGCACAAUACUGUUCCAAUGGAUGUUCUGCACUGUAAUGUAGCAUCAGAAACUUGUGUUGCAAAAUGGUACCUCCUGUUGUUGAGCAAAGGGUGGAAGGAAUGCAUGACCUGACCAUCUGGUGAGUCUAAAGAAUCUGUGGUUCCAGAUAAGUUUCCAGUGUUAAACCACAAAUUUAUGAAUAUUCUUAAAGGGACGCCCAAGGACAGAACAUCCAGUGGCGACUGUUUUGUCCUUGGCCAUGCCCAUAGAUGAAUAUUCAUAAGAUGCAGCAGCUUCUUCCAUUACUCGACUGUAGAGAACUCAACUGCCUUAGAAGUUUCUGAUUUAAGAAAUUAUUUGGCCAAAUGGAAUCUAUUUGGCUGCUUCCAAUGACAAACUCUUGCAAGCACGAGUUACAAGACCUUUUAUCGCACUGCCACCGCACCCCUUUCAAUUUGAUGACUAAGAACGUGGUCAGAUAAAUGCGUGAAAGUUGUCGGUAGACACAGAGCUACCAUAGCAUUUCUUACGUUUGAAAACAAGAACCUUUUCUGCCCAUUUUAGCUGAAGCACCGUAUUAUCAGUGUGACAUCGGUCAGUUCGGGAGAACGCAGAUAAUCACACUCUGCGUCAAAGAGUGUGCUGCCACGUGCCAUGUUUUUAAGCUAGUUUUUGUACUCACCGCACAACUUGCACAAGCACACUGUAGUAUCUCUUGUGCAGUCAGAUGGGAAGAAACCCCUGCUUUGCCUGGCCUAUGGCAAUAACGUGACCCUGUGAGGGUGCUGGCUUAGCCUGGCUACCGUUGCCAGUGGCAGUUAGGACUCCAUUUCAGCCCAUCUCCACACUAAAACCCAGGGGGUUUUUUUAGCACGAUAAGCCAACCAGCAGCUCCAGCUUUGUAAGAAGCUUUUUUUUUUUUUAAACUGCAUUUGUGAAUUUCACGAAAAGGUACGGCGAACGCGUACAGACACGCCGAGAAUCCCUGACCGUCGAGUUCUGCAGCGAUCAGCGUCUCUUCAUCGACACUGACAGGACGGACGCUCUCACGCAGAGCGACUUGCAUAGAUUACAUUUUUCCUCUUAAAAGCUACAUGUUUUACUGGUGCAAUUCAACUAAAGCAGCUUGCUCAGGAGAACGACCACAGCACCCCAGCUGGGAAUUGAACCUUCAUCCUUACUAAGUUACAAGCCCAGUGAAAGUUUCCUCACAGUAACCCAUUGUUAAGGAAAGCGGUAGCAGCACAGGAAGGAAUCAAGGUGACUCUCUGUCAGGGGACACUUCCUGCAUUUCGCUACUGGGGCGGGCACUGCUGACGGUAUGAAACAAGCCUCUGACUUUGCUUCGUCUUUCGCCGAAGCGAAAACAGAAGUAAAUUGGCUUUGCUUGCCUUUGUCCUCCCGCCCCGUGCCUCACUCACAUAUUGAUCGAUCGCCCACGCGCCAGACGGUUUGGGGGGGGCUUCAGCCCGCGGGUGUCAUUCACGCCGGUGUUUAGCGGCGUUCCUGAAACACACCCCCCCUGCGGGGACACGGUCAGGAGGGACACGCCGCGGCUCCGUCUCAGAUACCCUUCCCGAUUGGUCGGCAGGCCGCUAUCUCAGCCAAGUGUCUUUGAUAGCGGGGGAGACAAAGGGUGAGCCAAGGUAACCGAAAUGGGAGUGUGCCACCGCCUUCAUAUUCCUCUGGAUAAAAACGCCAGCAUUUGCCAGCAUUAGGUGGGUGUCACCAAAUUUUGGGUUACAUUUCUGCCCCUGCUCCCCCACCCCUGUCAUUAACAGUCACAAUUGUAU